Messenger RNA from Maniola jurtina (meadow brown), 519 nucleotides. It is a transcript of the gene MED11, whose product is annotated as mediator of RNA polymerase II transcription subunit 11. Bases 36 to 440 code for a protein of 134 amino acids. Gene Ontology annotation, biological process: regulation of transcription by RNA polymerase II. Gene Ontology annotation, cellular component: mediator complex. Gene Ontology annotation, molecular function: transcription coregulator activity. The record is from RefSeq and is a predicted model, not a curated record. The transcript has 3 exons. Lineage: Eukaryota; Metazoa; Arthropoda; Insecta; Lepidoptera; Nymphalidae.
AUUAUAAAAGUACCUAUAAUUAUAAAGCUGUAGUCAUGGCGGGUCCCAUGGAAAGAAUUCAAGUACUAGAUGACAUAGAAAAGGAUAUAAUAACAUGUUUACAAUGUGCAGCUCAAGCAUUGUUGGAGUUGGGAAAGGAAAAAUCUAGCCAGAAACAAGCCGAAAGUAAUACAUCGCAAUUCCUUAGAACCCUGAGUCAAGUUGAAUCAAAAUUGAGUGAUCAAAUAAAUUAUUUAACUCAAGUUUCUACUGGUCAGCCCCAUGAGGGGUCAGGAUACGCAUCCCAGAAAGUCUUACAAAUGGCAUGGCAUAGAUUAGAACAUGUAAGAUCUUGGGUGAAUGAGUUAGAUAGACUCAAAGCUUCCCAUUUGGCAACUGCAAAUCGAACAGCAGGUGUUUCAAAUGGUAAUAUGACAUCCUCUGGUACUAGUACUCAAUAAUAUUUAAGAAAUGUCUACAUUUAUAAUUCUGUGCUCUUUGAUUUUUAUUAAAUGUACAAAUAUAAUAGUAUUAUUUUUA